UGAUUUAAAAGUUGAAACGAAUACGAAACCUGGAGACCGUGACGGGCUGUUUAUCAGUAGAGUGACUUUAUACAGAUUGUGGACAGCUUUUUUAGAAUAUUCCCAAUUUUUGAUUUCAACGCAUCAUCAAUUCAUUUGUCGGCCCAGAAAAACUAAAAUGAAGCAACGAGCGAGAUCGAACAGCAGUUCCUCACGACGUGUAAAAUCCAAAACCCGUUCAUCUAAGGAGAUCAAAACCUACAAGAUUCCACAAGCCAAACUGGAAAGAGCACUCGAGUUUCUACAUUCCAAACCGACACCGGCACGUAAUCACGUUAGGCCUUGUCAUGGAAACAUCGCAAACCGUGUCGGCUACAAUCGCAAACUAGAUAGGAGUAUGUUCGAUACAGCUAACUUGCAGGAAGUUGCAAGUCUCUGUGCCGAACGAGAGCAAUGGCCGGAACUUAUGAAAACCGUGGCAAUCAUGUGCGAAGAUCCACACUAUCAAGACGUUCAUGCAAUUCUAAGGAAUGCCCUUUUUGCCAUAAUUGCAGAUCCGACUUUGAACGAUCCAUCGUACCUGGAAGCUUAUUUGUAUUCUAACCCGGUUUGCAAGAAUCCGGGAGAUAUCAGCUACUGCAUAGAUAUGAUUUUGGAGGUUUUCCAGGGCAUUACGGUACGACUUAAACGACGAUACACUGUUCGUGAUGAAACGCCUCAAAUUACACGAUACUCCACUAGAAGUAUGCAACAAUCGAAAGAUAAAACGAGCGAAAUAUGA
Messenger RNA from Sabethes cyaneus, 760 nucleotides. RefSeq lists its product as uncharacterized. Lineage: Eukaryota; Metazoa; Arthropoda; Insecta; Diptera; Culicidae. The record is from RefSeq and is a predicted model, not a curated record. The transcript is spliced from 2 exons. Bases 158 to 760 code for a protein of 200 amino acids.